Cheilinus undulatus (humphead wrasse) is the source of this 4001-nucleotide messenger RNA. RefSeq names its product APC membrane recruitment protein 2. Bases 109 to 3060 code for a protein of 983 amino acids. Gene Ontology annotation, molecular function: phosphatidylinositol-4,5-bisphosphate binding; beta-catenin binding. The transcript has a single exon. NCBI's taxonomy places the organism in Eukaryota, Metazoa, Chordata, Actinopteri, Labriformes, Labridae. Gene Ontology annotation, cellular component: plasma membrane. Gene Ontology annotation, biological process: regulation of canonical Wnt signaling pathway. The record is from RefSeq and is a predicted model, not a curated record.
UUCAGACCGAGAUAAAGAUAACGUCUGGAUAUCAAUUCUCACACCAGCUGGGGAAUAAUUACUAAAGAAAGAUAGGAGGACAGAGAGCAAGGGGAACAGAGAGAGAAGAUGGAUGUACAAACGGAGAACACGGACCCCCCGCCUUGUGAGACCCAGUCGAGUGGAAAAAUCAGGAAAGGAUUCAAGCUGUUUGGCAAACGCAAGCCAGGUAACAUCUUUUCUAUCCGUAACAAAGGGGAUGGGAACAACAAGUCACCUGUAAAAACGGGCAAAAGCCUAGAGGGAUUAUCAGAGACUGCUACACCAGAUUCUGAGCAGGAUUCAGAAAAGGAAAAGGGAAAUGAGGUGAGUCAAGGGGAGAGGGAGCAGGCAGAGGAGGAGCCGCUCGGGGAAGAUGGCGUUCUGGCUGCCGCCCCUGCUCGCACCUCCAUUUCUUCAGCCAGCUCGGCCAAGUCCCUCAGCUUCCUGUCCCUACUGAGGGGCGGCCGGAGAGGAAUGGGGGACCGUCGAGCACACACAGUGUCCCAGCCUUCUGGUCGGCAGCGUCGAGGGUUAAAGGGUCUCUUUGGUACUGUGAAGUUCCGAUCAAAGGAUAAAGAUGACAAGGAGGAAGCCCCUCCGAGCCCACUUCUUAUGUCGUCCCGCGCAAACAGUGUGGAGAUCAUCAAAGAGGACCUCACCCUCACCCCGAAAUCACCACGCUCUCUGGACAGCCCAGUAACUGAGCCCAUCAAGAGUCUAACAUCACAAGAAAGUACAGCCACGAGUCCGUCAGACACCAUAAUUCCCCAAGGGACAACAGGCAAUGUGAGUAGUACUAAUGAGCAUGUGCCGCCUUUACCUGACUCUGAACCCCCCUUGAUACCCGGUGAUAACAGCCUGAGCUCCUUGCUGGCUGACAUCUCCUCUCUCCUGACAUUUGAGUCCAUCUCGGGGGGUGAUAUCAUGGCCGAUGUGGAGGCAGAGUGGGGAAAAGCCAGCAGUGCCAUCAGUGCUGUGGUGACCGAAGUCCCGCCUUCAUCCACAUCUACCUUCUCCAAACCUUCCAUCUCCUCUCCGCUGACUUCUACCUCUGUUCGCACUGCCGACAAAGCCAAACCCUCUUCUCCUGUAGCCUCGACCCAAUCCUUCACUCCUCUGACAAAGACGUCCACAACUUCCUCUCCCAUUGCCAAGCCGAGCACCAUCAUCACGACACUGACCAAAUCUUCCACUUUGACGACUCCCUCGGUCAAACUGAGCUCAGACUCUGCUUCAGUCUCCACCACCCCUAUAACGCUAACAAGCUUCUCUGGUCCAAAAAUGUCUUCCCCUUCAAUGACAGCUAAAUCCUCUGCUACAGCCACAGCUCCUUCAAUCACCCCAGCUACUGUAGCCAAGGCUCCCUCAGUUAGUUCAACCCUUACUUCUACAAUUAGCAAACUGGCAUCAGAGAUUCCACCUCCAGUAAGUAAACCUAGCCCUGUAGCAGCUCCUGCCCCAGUAAAACCUCAAGUGACCCAUAGCCCCCCAACCCCUGUUUCUUUUACCCAAUCUCCACCUCCCAAAUUGGAUUCAACUGGUAGUUCUAGCUUGCAAACUUCAACUUCCUUCAAACCAAUCCCUAGCUCAGUUUUGGCAGAAUCUAAACCCCCAGUCACCGAAUCACUGGCGUUUACUAUUUCCGCUAAACCUGCCCCUUCUUCACCUGGUGUUACCUCCAAGAUGACAACUGUUACUACAUCAACUGCGACCUCAAGUUCAGUAUCUGCUGCCCUAUCCAAGCCCCAACUCAUAUCAAGCCCACUGGACCUAAACAAGACAACUCCUUCCCUUGCAACUGUUCCAGAUUUUUCCUCUACUUUUACUUCCACAACCAAAACCCAACCCUGCCCUCCACCUUUCCCAACUCUCCCUUCUGAUAAACUCCCUCCUGCCUAUAAACCUCCACCUGCACCAUCCUCUUUCGACAAGGCACCCCCUCCUUCAACGCAGGUUUCAGCUUCUGCUCCCAUUUCUAGUGUUUCCAUGCCCUCCCCAACACCUCCAGCUCCAGGCCAAAUACCAGUCAUUCAAUCUAAAGGUCCUCCUACCACUAGCUCUAUUACUGGACUUAAAGAUUCCCCUACUCCCGGUCCGAUGCAAUCUUCUCAAUCUAAAGACCCUUAUUCUACUGCUCAAAUACCAGUUUCUCAACCCAAAGCUCCUGCACAAGAUGAAAUCCCAGUAUCUAAAGAUCCUUCUCCUCCCUGUUUCCCAGUUUCUGUAGUCAAAGACCCUCCUGUCACAGCUCGUCUCCCAGUUUCUUUAUCUAAAGACACUCCUGCUCCUGCCCCCAGUCCUCCUGCCCCUUUUCAUGCCCCAGUUUCAGUAUCCAAAGACGCUCCAGCUUCUGCUCAGAUUCAACUUUCUCAAUCUAAAGUUCCCUCUGCCCCCACCCCUGCUCCAUGCCCUGUCUCUUCUUCUCUUUCUUCUCCCCCUUCACCCCGGCAGAGUGAGGCCUCUGCCAAGACGAGAGGAAGCGAGGAGGCUUCAGUGGAUGGGAAACUGUCGAGUCCAAGCAGCACAGACGCCCGGAGAUCUCAUAUUGUGCCAGACAAAACAGAGGAGCAGCAACAUGAGUCACGAGCGAGCCUCCAGGGAAUCCAUAGAGAGAAGAAGAUGCCUCAAGCUAAGGCAUCCGGACUUAGCAAGAUACCCGUGGUCGGAGGAGGGAGGCCUGGUAAGAUACCUGUCCGGGACAGUCAACAUGCAGAAGAUGAGGUGACAAGAGACCCGCCGACUCCUGUGUUUGAAGAAGAGAGGCCAAAUUUCAACUCACAUGAUGCAGGAGGUCGAGAUAAAGUCAGAGAUGCUGAGGCUAGCGUGCCCACCUCAAAACCCAGCCAGGAGGAGAGCCAACAGCAGAAAGCGCUCACCAGUUUACCACGUGACUCGAAGAUCCCUGUAAAGCACGGCGCUUCACAAAUCCCUCAAGCUAAAGAGACACCACGCACCAAGAUACCAGUGUCUAAGGUUCCCGUCCGCAGGGUUGGUAACAAACCUGCAGCUGCAGGCGGCAGCACCCCGAUAAGAAAAUGAAAUGGAUACAGGUUAUGGCUUGGACUGCAACUUUUUUUCCCCACAGCCACCCUUCUUAAACUCAUAUUUUUAUCCCAUACUUCACGGCUUGUUUCUCUGUCAUCUCUUCACUACACAAUAAGCAGCAGUAACAGAGUUAAGGAUCCUGGCAGCUCUCAAGCACAAAACAUCUCCACAGGGAGCCGGAGCGGCAAGUCUGGCUCUGUGGUGCUGAGUAAACGGGACAUGCACUCAGGAAAGGUUUCAGGGUUGCACCUGAACACAAAGCAGAAGCAGUAUUGGUAAAGUCAAAAAAAAAAACAAAAAAAACAAAACAAAACAAAAAAAACAGGAUAAGCAAAGCUAAAAGGUCUUCUGGGAACACAGUCUCACAAACGACAUGGGCGAGUGCCUUUAAAAGGGUGCUUUUCCUACAGACUCAAAAAUUUGUCCAGUCUUUUUCUACGGUACUUUUGACUUUUGUUACUCCCACUUUUUGUAGGAAGCGUCUGAUCUUUUUUGUCUUUCUUUCCUGGAAGUCUCUUUGAUAACAACAAAGUCCCUUUACAUUUUAUUUAUGUCAGAAGAACCACAGGAGCUCUACGAAUUCAAUGCAAAACAACCAAAUUUUACAUUCCAUGACUAUCUCUGGAUGUAUGUAGCAGAAAAAAAAUGUGCCAUUAUUUUUUGCACAAGAUGUCGAACUGUACCGCGCCUGUUUGUCUGCCUGCUCAUAUGUAACAUGAUCAGAUCUCACUGUGAACUAGUUGACAGACUGAUUUUAAGGGAGGAACUCCUUCCUGUGAAAAGGACAGAAGCCAUUGUGAAUGGCAAUAUGAACGCUUGAGAUCUCCAGCUCGAAUACUGGCACAUCCUUAUCCUACUUAUACUCAAGAUGAGAUCAAUAUCUCUGUGAAUAGUCUCAUCUAUGUUGUUCUGUUUCCUAUUUAAUCAAUAAAACA